Schistosoma guineensis is the source of this 279-nucleotide messenger RNA. Lineage: Eukaryota; Metazoa; Platyhelminthes; Trematoda; Strigeidida; Schistosomatidae. The record is from the annotation of a GenBank genome assembly.
AUGAGUAGUCAUCAGGAUAGUGCAAAAAUCAAAUCAACUGAUAUGCCAGAAUCUAUGCAAUGUAUAGCUGUUGAUUGUUGUGCAGCAGCAUGUGAACGUUUUACAGAUGAUAGAGAUAUAGCUAAAUAUAUUAAACAAGAAUUUGAUAAACGUUAUGGUGGAACAUGGCAAUGUGUAGUUGGAAAACGUUUUGGUUGUUACGUUUCACAUACAGAAAACUGUUUUAUUUAUUUUCAUCUGUACUUAAAUGCAGUACUAUUAUUCCAAGCAAUUCCAUAA